UGCUCUCGUGACUGGUGGCGGCGAGUCAGAGAUGGCGGCGUCCGCGGAGCAGGCGUGGACCUUGUUUGGCGCCGGUGUUCGGGCGGUGCUGGAGGCCUGGCCGGCGCUGCAGAUCGCCGUGGAGAACAGCUUCGGGGGAGCCCACAGCCGACAGAAGGCCCUGUGGCUAGGGGGUGUGGUCGAGGACUAUUUCAUCCAGAACGCUGACUUGGAGCAGGAUGAGGUGGAGGACUUCCUGGCUGACAUCAUGAGCACCGAAUUUGAUACCCUGGUAGAAGACGGAAGCCUACCCCAGGUAAGCCAACAGCUCCAGACAAUGUUCACAUACUGCCGGAGUGGUGAGGAACCUUUGCUCAGAGAGUUCAUCACUAAGAUGGGCAAGAAGCAGAUGGAGGUCAAAGCCACGGAGGUCCGAGCGGUAGACCAGACCAAGGACAGCGACUCAGACCAGGAGGAAAGAAUUGAUGGGGAAGCCGAGGAAAUGGAGGUUACUGAUGGCAUGGAGGUCCCUGCCCCACCCUGUGGUUCCCAGGCUGGACCAUCAGCUGCCACUAGCCUGGCCUCAGUUGGGCAUGAAGCUACUGAAGACGGCUGGAUUGUCAUCCAGAGGAAGAAGAAGUGAGCUUAGCCUUUCCCCGAUGGGCUGGGCCUUCCUUUCCAGGUGUGCUCCAGGACCUACCUCUGGGGGAAGAGCAUCUCUUGAGCCUCUUGCACAUCUAUGAAACUGGCCUAGGGCACCCAAAGGGGCCCCAGUGUGUGCAGAGUCUACUUGAGAGCAUUGGGUGCUUGGCUCUGACAUUGAGCAGUGUCAUGUGAUUUUCAGCAAGUCACCUGACAUCUUGGGCCUCCAUUUCUUUCUCUGUAAAUGGGGACAAUAAUGGCCUCCCAAGAUUGGAGGGAUAGAUAUUGACUUUGCGGUGCUUUACAGGAACUUGGGGGGGGGGUAAAAAGAUGAAGUGUCAAAAGUUUUCCCAGCCUUUGUUCACCCCCCCCCCCCAACCUUCACCAGGUAACACCUGCUCCAAAUUAGGGCCAAUGAUGGGACAGAAGCCUCACGGGCCAUAGUCCCCUCUCAACAAGUGGACAGCUCCUUUCACUCACCUUUACUGAUACAGCCUCAAACCUCAUUUUCUUCCCUUUUCCUCCCCAAUCCACUCUCACCUCAACUAAAGUAACCAAAGUAAUCUUCCCAAGGGUCAGGCGUGGCUGUCACACCUGCAUUCCAAAACAGUGGCUCCUUCUUCCUUCUAGGAUCAAUUACAAAGUGCUCAGCCCUCCCCAGUCUUCCUUUCACUUGACUUUUGGUGCUGAUGGCUCUGCCAGCUCUUCCCCAUCCUUGGACUCCCUUCCUUCCCUAAGUUGAAGACCUUAGUCUCAGUCCUGACUGUCGAAGCUGCCUGGUAGACUUAACCAGGCCAUGGGCCCCCUUCGUCAUAGGGACACUUGGUGUUCUCACUUAGAGUGAGCUUGAAGGUUUGCAGAGUGAAAGCUGCCUGUGGGGGGAGGGCCUGGAGUCCUGGGCACUCACACUCACUAAUCAGUGCUUGUGGGAUUGAAAUGAACUGAGUUGGAAGUGAGUUGGGAGGUUUUUCUUUGUAUGCCCAGUGCUUAGCAUACAGUUGGUGCCUAAGAAAUGCUUUCUGACUUGUUUGCAAACUGGUCCUCCAGCUUCGGACGAGCUGCAAGGAGGAGGAACUCCCAAGCUCUCCAGGCGGCAGCAUGUUCUCUUUGAGAACUUUUCCACCUGACCUGCACUUUUGUGUCUUCCACACCCACCGCUUCCCUCUCCAUCUGCCUUUCCCCGAGGCUCCACUUCUGCUUUGGGUUACUGCCAGAUUAUCGGCCUCACUCAGACAGUGAUCGGUACACAGUAAUCAGGCUUCCUUGGAACUGUAACCAAAACUGUAUUUUUGCAUUAAAACAAAACA
Dromiciops gliroides (monito del monte) is the source of this 1928-nucleotide messenger RNA. RefSeq names its product TSR2 ribosome maturation factor (gene TSR2). The record is from RefSeq and is a predicted model, not a curated record. Gene Ontology annotation, biological process: maturation of SSU-rRNA from tricistronic rRNA transcript (SSU-rRNA, 5.8S rRNA, LSU-rRNA). NCBI's taxonomy places the organism in Eukaryota, Metazoa, Chordata, Mammalia, Microbiotheria, Microbiotheriidae. Gene Ontology annotation, cellular component: nucleus. The transcript has 5 exons. Bases 32 to 622 code for a protein of 196 amino acids.